Molecule: messenger RNA, 1878 nt
Organism: Bursaphelenchus xylophilus (pine wood nematode)
Lineage: Eukaryota; Metazoa; Nematoda; Chromadorea; Rhabditida; Aphelenchoididae
Source: the annotation of a GenBank genome assembly
AUGGCGGUCAGGCCCAUAAAAGUAAGUUGUUUUUAUUACUGUAAUAUUUUUUGUGGAAGAGUAAUAUUUUCAAAAAUUGUGUUAUCCAUGAGGUUUAAUUUAAUGUUUGACCGCGUACGAGAUGGUCAAGCCUUUUCAUGGUACUCUUUUGUAUUCGAGUGUAUGCAAAUGUUGUCUCGCUCGCUCUCUUCGCAUCCUUUUGAGCGCGCGAAGUGUUAUCUUUUUUAUUUAUAUUUCCCUCUCAAAAUCAACGUGAGGAAGGGGAAGGUGGAGGCGACGGGACCGACUACAAAUCUCCGCCCUUGUUUUUCGAUAUUCUAAACGCCGAAAUUGGAAUCCACGCAUUUUGAGGGUUUCGUUUUCAUAUCCGGGGGAUAUUAUAUUGAUUUAGGACUUGGUCGCUCUCGUCACUGGCGGUUCAUCCGGGUUGGGAAGGGCCACCGUCGAGUAUCUACAUCGGAAUGGAGCCCGAGUAGCUCUACUUGAUCUGGACAAGACUGACGGAAAGGAUGUAGUCAGCGGACUCAAGGAGAACGCCAUCUUCACACCUGCUGACGUAUGUGUAAUAUUCUUGUUUCCUUUGAUGAUUAUAAAUUUAAAUUUAGGUCCGAAAGGAAGACGAUGUGGCCAAGGCCUUUGAACAAGUGAAGAACACGUUUGGAAGACUAGAUGCCAUCGUUAAUUGUGCCGGCAUAGCUUAUGCCUUCAGGACUUACAAUACUGGGAAGAGGGAGAAAGGGCCCCUUGAACGUUACCAACACACCUUGGAUGUAAGUUAUUAUCUUGUUCGAGUUAGAUGUCCAGUGAAUACUUUCUGACAGUUAUAUAGGAAGAUUUACAUUUCAGGUAAAUGUGAUUGGAACCAUUAACGUAAUCCGUCACGGAGUCCACUUGAUGAUGGAUAACAAGCUCAACGACCCUGCGGAUCCUCGAGGGGUCAUUGUGAACACGGCAUCGGUAGCUGCAUUUGACGGACAAAUUGGACAGGUAAUGUCCAUUCCAUCCUUCCAAGGACUUUCUGCACAAAUCUGUGGGCAUUUUAUUGGUUUUGCUCCAAGGGCCGUCCAUUUAUUCUCAAGGGAGUCGGCCGCUCGCAUUGAGAAAAGACUGACCGUCAUCUUCGCCCCGUCCUCCUUGCCCUCCCAUCACUUAUUAUCUUGUUUUAGGUGGCCUAUUCCGCGUCCAAGGGGGCGAUCACUUCCAUGACCUUACCUUUGGCCAGAGAACUCGGUCCUUCUGGAAUCCGUGUAUGCACCAUUGCCCCUGGAGUCUUUUCAACGCCCUUACUGGAAAAAUUGCCCAGUAAAGUAAGUAAAAGUUUAUAUUUUUUGUUGCAUUUUGGGUUUAUUGGUUCUUUUUCCUGUCCAUAACAACAUCUGGGGUAUUUUGGAAGUCGUAAAAAAAUGGUUUCAAUAUUAAAAUUUGUGAUUUUAUUGGCUCUCGAAAUCAAAUUGGGGUUCAACGACACAUGUUGUUUCUCUUCGCUCUCGCUUUUCGGCCGCAGAGUCUUCGAUCUUGCCUCGUUUUUCUUUCCCCUUCGCCCCUCGACCAGUCUUAUUUUUCACUUCGAACGCUACUUUAAAGCAAUUUUAUUCAUCACCCCAUUUCCUCAGUCCAAAAAUGCUGUGUGACACAAAUUGGGCCUUUCUGAGGCCUGGGCCGUCUCCAAAUUACAGUGUUUCCAAUCACUUUCCCCUCUUCUUUUCUCCAGUAAUCCGCUUUUUUUAGGUGAAGAAGUACCUCGCGAGUCUUGUCCCUUAUCCAGCGCGAUUAGGAGAUACCACGGAAUUUGCUCGAUUGGUCGAGACCAUCAUCCAGAAUGAAUAUUUGAAUGGGGAAACUAUCAGAUUGGAUGGAGCUCUGAGAAUGCCCCCAUAA